UGUGCUCUCAGCUCAGACUUUACAAACUUCAAACCACCGAGCAGUAUAUCGGGGACCGCGCGCGGGAAAAGUCGUACCGCCAUCUUUAAAUAUUUUUUUUUUUGUCGAGUUCGAUUUUGAAAUUCGAAAAUGACAAUGCUUCUAAGAAAAAUGUGGAAGACCCAUUCCAAGCAUAAAAAGCUGUGCGAGGAAUGGGCUUUAGCUGAAUGUGAAGGGGAAGGCUGGUGGCGAGAGGCACGAGACUCGGGCCAUGGUGACAUGGACGUCAGAUACGCUGGAGCAGCUCCCGUCGAACGAGCAGCAUCAGCUCCCGCAACUGCACUCGCCGUCAAAUCAGCUUUAUUUUCAGCUAAAUUGUUGAACAAAAAGCUACAGCGGGUGAACUUGGAUAUAAGUGCUAAGGGCAUCGUCGUGAGUGACGCUGACUCACAGGAAAACGUAAUGAGCGUCUCCAUUUACAGGAUCUCGUACUGUUCAGCCGACGCGGCGAACGCUCGUGUCUUCGCAGUGGUAGAAGGAAGACCUAUCGGUGGGUCAGCGGAGAACCACGUGGUGCAUGUGUUUGUGUGCACCAGGAGACGGCAUGCGCGGGCUUUGGCACUGUCCCUUGCACACGCCUUUAAUGACGCUUACCAGGCGUGGCAAGCAAACCUAAAUCAAGGCAGUUCGCUCGGGUCAGACGGGAACCGGCUAGCCCCUUGGGUUGAAUAUGAUUAUUAG
Messenger RNA from Spodoptera exigua (beet armyworm), 720 nucleotides. NCBI's taxonomy places the organism in Eukaryota, Metazoa, Arthropoda, Insecta, Lepidoptera, Noctuidae. The record is from the annotation of a GenBank genome assembly.